This is a messenger RNA of Zychaea mexicana, 1515 nucleotides long. RefSeq names its product ATP synthase regulation protein NCA2-domain-containing protein. NCBI's taxonomy places the organism in Eukaryota, Fungi, Mucoromycota, Mucoromycetes, Mucorales, Lichtheimiaceae. Gene Ontology annotation, cellular component: mitochondrial outer membrane. The record is from RefSeq and is a predicted model, not a curated record. The transcript is spliced from 7 exons. Bases 1 to 1515 code for a protein of 504 amino acids.
AUGACCACCUUCGUGAACGAGCACAUUAAUCAGCUCAACAACUCGCUCUCGACUGCAUUUCAGCUGCAGGAAUAUGCUCAAACAGAAAACGUGUCUAAUCCCGAGGCAGCACUUAGCCAGCACAAUGAUCCCAACCUGUUCCUAACACUCGCAAGCCAAGACAUAGACUUGUCGCGACCAACGCUGCCCAUAGUCGAAACAGUAAAGAAAUAUCUCGAUUUGUAUACCUCGACAAAGGACACAGCAGGAGAAGGCUCAACACUCGAGUGGGCAUUCAUUGCCAAAUGCUCGGUCGCUUUGUAUGGCGAUUUGCUCAACCGUGUGCUCAACUCGACACUUCCACUUUCCGAAUCAGUCAGCUAUUGGAAUAGCGUCUAUGGCAGCUCGCUUAAUGAAACCUAUUAUGCACUUCAAAACCACGUUAUUAGUAGCCUUUUCCCGAAUCGGACGCGUACAAAGAAAGCGAUCCGUCAUUCGCUCGAGUUAUUCUCACCUCAUCGACCGCUAUUAGCGCAACUGAUCCACGAAGAAAUAGGCCACAAAAAGCAAAUGCUCGAAUCACUACGAACGCAACAGGCUACGCGACUUGGAUUGUUAAUGAAAAUGGCACCACAAUUCACACCUGAGCGCAUAUCACAAGAUAUCGAAAGCUGUGUGAACUUGAUGGAGUAUAUCAUGGAGCCAUUUAUUACUGCUAGCAUUCCGAAUAGCAGUGCUGCCAGCACUUCAUCGUCAAUGACAGGACAAGAUGAUACGACUAUUACGCCUCGCAGUACCCCUCAUGCAAUUGCCAAAAGACUCAGCCGAAUGAUCGGUGAACUACCAACCUGCCACGAGAAUUUGAACUCUGUCCACGAGCUUUACCAACCUCCCUCAGCGCUUGUUCGUUAUUGGAUUCCAGGCCUGGUACUAUACAUAGUUGGUAACACAGCCACGACCUAUGUAUAUAAUCGGAGAGAUGCGUUCCUGACAUGGUUUCACGAGCUCGGUAAAACCGCCUGCGAUUUUGCCGUUAAUUGGAUUUGGGAGCCUGUCCUGAAGGUGUGGGAGACGAUUCGUUUAAAGGAUCAACGGCUGGGUGUAUUGAGCAAAGAAGGUCUGCGUAGUGACUUGGAUUCAUUAGAAAGAAUGGUCAUCCAAUUUGCAAGCGAUCAUUAUCAUCUAUCGGAAAGCGACGCUCAGCAGCUAGUUACUGAAGUCCGUGAUGGUGAUUUGUCCGUGGUCCUAAGAGCGUAUGAAAAUGAGAUAAAGCAUCCUUUAAAAAACGCAAUCACUGGCGACCUUAUCCAAACCUUGUUGAUCCAAGUUCAAAAGACCAAAGUUGAUGUGGAUCUGGCCAUGGCGGCUCUUGACAAGCUCUUGAAGUCGAACGAGUUGAACUUUGCCUUCCUCGCUGUCGCGCCAUCUAUGCUGUUGACCUAUGCCUCGUUCUCAUGGCUCAAAAAUUUGUACUCAAAACGUUCAGGAUACCAAGUAGGAAAGAUAGCUAUGCCUAUUCGUGAAGUCAUGCGGUAA